Molecule: messenger RNA, 2790 nt
Organism: Elgaria multicarinata webbii
Lineage: Eukaryota; Metazoa; Chordata; Lepidosauria; Squamata; Anguidae
Gene: PREPL
Product: prolyl endopeptidase like
Exons: 15
Coding region: 269-2365 (698 amino acids)
Biological process (GO): proteolysis
Cellular component (GO): cytoskeleton; Golgi apparatus
Molecular function (GO): serine-type endopeptidase activity
Source: RefSeq, a predicted model, not a curated record
AGGCUUGUCAACGAUCAACACAUUCUGAGCUACAGCUUCGUUCACUGAGAUUCGCGCUUCUUUCUAGAAUGUUACAUUCCUGCUUAUAGAGAAGUAAAAGCUUUCACUCUGAAUCCUGUUGGUUUGAGAUCUGUGCACAUCUGGGAAGAAAAAUCUGGCUGUUCAUACUAUGUGGUGCUGUCUAGUUAAUUGUGCCUGACAUUGCUUUGGACUUCCAAAAACAUCAAAAUAAGAAUGAAGAAUCAACCAAAGUGAAUGUUUUGUCACUAUGCAUUUAAGCACAAAAUCUCUUUUUCACAUUCUGAAAAGCAGUAUUGGUCACUGCAAGAACUGCUCCAAAUGUUUCCCUGCUCAAGUCUUAAGAACUUAUAGUCAAACAAAGCAAGAAGUGUUUUUGUUGGCAAAGUGCUUUAGAAAUGCCUACAUUGUUCCUGGUUCCCAAGGAGCCAUCCAGCCUUGGAGGCUCUUUUCCUGUAAGGAUAUUCUGAAAUCAGAGCAGGAGAACUGGAGGGCUUGUUCAUCAAAUUACGUAGAUUUGACAGAAAGAAUCAAACAAAGAUUAGAAACUCAUAACAAGCAUUCAUCCAGUCUGAACAGCUUGGUGAUUAAGUUUGGAGAGUAUGUUUACUUUGAAGAAAACGGCUUCAUAUUUCGUUCAAAGCUGGGAGAAGUAGGUAAUGAUGAAGUAUUACUUAGUAUGGAAACUCUACCUUUUCCUGAUUCAUUUAUCCAUCGCAUCCGAAUUUCUCCUGAUCACAGAUAUAUGGCUACUGGAAUUAAAAGUGCAAAUUCUGAAGAGUCUGCUUGCGUAGUUGUGGAACUAAAUGUAUUACCAAAAGUGGAAUGUGUUAUUCCAGAUGUGUUUAGCUUCGAAUGGACUACACAAGACAUCCUAUUCUAUACCACCCAAAGGAACCUUCAGAGUCAUGAUGUGUAUUUGUCGGAUUUUAGUAAAAAAUAUUCUGAACUGGUUUAUACGGAACAUGAUGCAAGGUAUUUUGUGGAUCUCUACCGCACAAAAGACAAGCACUUUCUGACUAUAAACAGUAAUAGCAAGACUACCUCUGAAGUGUGGUUGGUUGACUGUCAUCACCCUUUUAAGUCUCCUGUUCUUGUGCAACAACGAACUGAAGGAGUUAUUUACCAUGUUGAACACAGAAAUAAUGAGUUAUACAUUCUUACUACAUAUGGUAAUCCAGUGGGAUACAAGCUGAUGAAGGCUCCUGUUGGUUCAUGUGGUUUGGAGAACUGGCUGCCGGUUUACACAGUGAAAGAAAAGACAAAAUUAAUUGACUUAGAGGUGUUCAAAGACCACUGUGUUGCCUUUCUGAAGUUCCGUGGCCACCUUUAUUUAGAUAUUAUUGCUCUUGUAUCAAACUCAGUUCACUGUGUUAAGCUUCCUGAUUGGGCUUGUUCAUUUGAAUUGGAGCCUCAUCCUGAAUACACCACCAGCACUUUCUAUUUUUGGCUCAUCUCCCCAGUUCAACCUCCGGUACGCUUUGCAUAUUCAUUGACGGAAAACAACCUUAUUGAGCACACUGAGCAAGAGGUACCAAUUACAGCGAAUUGCCACACCGUACGUUUAGAAGCUAAGAGCAAGGAUGAAACUUGGGUGCCAAUUACAGUUUUUCAUAAAACCAAUUCUCUAGCGCUGUGCAGGAUGCCACUUCUGAUUCACGUAUACGGAGCUUAUGGCAUAGAUGUGAACAUGAGUUUUAAAGCAGAAAAUCUAAUGUUAAUCCAGGAUGGCUGGAUAUUAGCAUUCUGCCAUGUCCGAGGCGGAGGAGAGUUAGGCCUGGAAUGGCAUAAGGAUGGCUGUAUGAUGAAGAAGCACAAUGGUAUCCAAGACCUCCAGGCCUGCAUAAAGUUGUUACAUGAUAUGGGAUAUUCUCAGCCAUUGCAUACAGCCCUGAUGAGCCUGAGUGCUGGAGGAGUUCUUGCAGGAGCCCUCUACAAUAUUCAUCCUCACCUUCUCAGAGCUAUGGUUUUACAGGCCCCUUUCUUGGAUGUUUUAAAUACAAUGUUAGAUCUUCAUCUCCCUCUGACUAUUGAAGAACAAGAAGAAUGGGGAAAUCCAUUGGUUGAUGAGACCUGCAAGGAGUAUAUUAAAAGCUACUGUCCAUAUCAGAAUAUUAAGCCACAGAAUUAUCCUUCUGUUUUCAUCACCGUCUCUGAAAAUGAUCAACGAGUACCUCUGGCAGGUUUAUUAAGAUACAUCUGUAAACUUAGAAAAGCCGUACAAGAUCAUGCCCAAGCCAACAGCACGGAUGAGAAAGGACGUCAGACACCUACUAUUAUCUUAGACGUUCAACCAGGAGGCAGUCAUUGUGCUCCAUCUUGCGAGGAUUCUUUAAACCAGUUGUAGUCAACUGUUUUGAAAGUACAGAUAUGGACUUUCUCUGCUUAACACAGAACGCAUAGACACAAACAAGACACUGGCUAUGGUGGAACGAAGCGAAGCAAUUUUGAAAGCCUUUUGUGACACCAGCUUCUGAGUUGCUGCUGCUGUUCUGGUCACAAGCUGUGUUAUACCUGACAGUAAUGCUCAAUUCACAGGAAGCUUUUCUGAUCUCAGUGAAAAGCCCAUUACAGCAGCUGCCAUUUUCUAAAGAGAAUUGAGCAGGAAGCACUCGUGAUUACUCUUCAGACUGCAGGGGAACCUACAUUAUUAUCCCCAAUGUUACAGGAGCACGAAUAGCAUUGGAAGGAGACGAGCAAUGGAACUGGAAAAUGCUGAUAAUACUCUCUGAAGUGUGCAAAAGACUAUGAAGAGUCUGUUGCUCUUUAACA